UUUGACCAAUCAUAUAAGCCUUUACAUUGUACAUACUAUCACCGGCGAAUCCAACAUGUCUGAAAGAUACAGCUUUUCUCUAACCACAUUCAGUCCUUCAGGGAAACUUGUACAGAUUGAAUAUGCCUUAGCGGCUGUGGCAGCUGGUGCGCCAUCUGUUGGAAUAAAAGCUACCAAUGGAGUUGUGUUGGCUACAGAGAAGAAACAGAAAUCCAUAUUGUAUGAUGAGAACAGUAUACACAAGAUAGAAAUGAUAACGAAGAAUGUAGGCAUGGUAUACAGUGGGAUGGGACCAGAUUACAGGGUAUUAGUAAAGAGUGCUCGUAAAUUAGCACAGCAGUACUACAUGCUUUACCAGGAACACAUUCCUACAGCUCAGAUUGUACAGAGGAUUGCCAAUGUCAUGCAAGAAUACACACAGUCAGGGGGUGUGCGACCGUUUGGUGUAUCACUCCUGCUGGCUGGCUGGGAUGAGGAUGAGGAGACACCAUACCUCUACCAGUGUGACCCCUCUGGAGCAUAUUUUGCCUGGAAAGCUACUGCCAUUGGAAAGAAUCAUGUGAAUGGAAAGACGUUUUUAGAAAAGAGGUACAGUGAUAAUCUUGAGCUAGAGGAUGCCGUCCACACAGCUAUUUUAACCUUGAAAGAAAGCUUUGAGGGUCAAAUGACAGAAGAUAACAUCGAGAUUGGAAUCUGUAAUCAGGAUGGUUUCAAGAGAUUAUCACCAGCGGAGGUCAAAGACUAUCUAGCCUCUGUGCAGUAAUGGAGUUGUGCUAUCAUUGACAUUACUUAGACUGCCUCUAAUUGACACAUUAAAAAAAAAAGAUCUAAAAUUUGGUCAUACAUGCUUGAUCAAAAUCCUCCAAUAUUGAGACUUUUUAAACAAGUACAAUCAGGAUGUGACUCCAGAUGUUGGAACAUUUUCAAUACCAGAGGAAUAACGUCAACAGCUUGAAUUGUAAAAACCUGAGCUACAAUUUGUAACUUUGUGAUCAAACUUAUGUAAAGAUAUGAUAUAUCUAUGUAACAUUGUACAAGUAACACAAUGUGCUGUCACCAUCCUCUCAAUGAAGAUAAAUUCAGACAGCAUUUUCAUAUCCUUUAAUACUUGAAAUGAUUUAAGUAUGUACAUUAAAGAAUAAUGGUAGCAGAAAAAAGUGCUAAUGUUGUUGAAAAUUGUAUUAAAUUGAUUCAGACUAAACUUAAUAUUGAAAAUGUUCAUCAAUAACUCUUAAAACAUUAUCUGUGUACAUACUGGUACUUGUAAUCUAUUGAAGAAUAUUGAGAUACAAUGUAUGUUGAUAUGGUGAUAUCACUGUCAUAGAGUUCAUUGUGAUAUAAAAUAAACCAUCAUUCAUAUACAA
Mizuhopecten yessoensis (Yesso scallop) is the source of this 1364-nucleotide messenger RNA. RefSeq names its product proteasome subunit alpha type-2. The record is from RefSeq and is a predicted model, not a curated record. Gene Ontology annotation, cellular component: proteasome core complex, alpha-subunit complex; proteasome core complex. NCBI's taxonomy places the organism in Eukaryota, Metazoa, Mollusca, Bivalvia, Pectinida, Pectinidae. The coding region runs from base 56 to 763 and encodes 235 amino acids. The transcript is spliced from 7 exons. Gene Ontology annotation, biological process: ubiquitin-dependent protein catabolic process.